GCGUGCAAGCUCAAAGCGCCGAUGCCAGCCGGCUAGCGACUUGUUUACGCUUUGCACACAAGCUACCGGUUCACAUCACAGUCACAGGAUAUUAUCAUCGCACGCGAAAGGAUCGAAUAACGGACAAUAAGGAUAAAUUUAAAUGGAAGAAUUGAGGGACAACUCCAAGAAGGAAUCGCUGAGAAGGUCGAGAGCUCGGUAUGAAGAGAGAGAGAGAGAGAAAAGAUCAAAGAGGAAGCAUAUAGUUUUGAUGGAGAAAACUUUCCUUCAGUGGAAUGAGACCAAGUCAAGGGGAGGCUUCGAAACGAGCGAUGAGCUGGCGGAAUCAUUGCUGGCAAUGUUCAUCACGCAAACGCCAGUUAAAUCUGCUGAAUCUGCCCAUGGAACUAGAGAUAUGGAGAUGUUCCCGGUUACAUCAUCCACACCAUUUCACCGAAAGAAAGACAUUCAUCUACACAGUUCCACAGCUGUCGAUCCUCCCUCUGAAAAUGGAUCCAGUCCAACUGUGUCUGGGAUUCAUUCGCUGCAUGAGGAGUGUGCAACAGUAGAGCUUGAAGAGCAGACACUGGUCAAUCAGGGAUUAGAUGCCAACAUCAGUUAUACACAUGUGGCCACAUCAGAGUGGUUUGAUGAGGAGGAGGAGGAGGAGGAGGAAUAUGAAACGGCCUAUGAAGCUGACAGUGACUAUGAACCAGAAAGCGAAUUUCAACCCGAAAUUACCUUCCAUGAAGGACCACUCCCUAAGGACAUCGAUGUGAUUGGUGCGGAGGAGGAGGUCUUAGGGGAGCUACCUCCACAACAGCCAGACGAACCAUGUGAGGCAUUCACAAGGAGUGGCCUCCAUGCCAAAGUCACACCAGCACAGGCUGCAGAAACAAACUUCUGUAUUGUCUCGUUGAGUAGACUCAAGAGCCUGUGUAAAGAAGUGAGGUCAUCCUGCAAGUGCGGAAAAGAUUUAGAUGUCGAAAUUACACCAUCUGGCACAUCUGUGCAUGUCAAAUGGGUUUGCUCGGAUGGCCAUGUUACAAGCUGGUGUGGGCAGGAAACCCUACAAAGGUCUCAUGUGGGAGACAUGAAACUGGCCUCGGCUAUUGUCAUGACAGGCAAUAAUUUCAAUAAGGUGAGCCUGUUAGCCAGAUUCAUGUCCCUGAACAUGAUAUCUAGUUCAACUUUCUAUGCACACCAGCGUAAGUACAUUGCCCCGACCAUCGAGAAGAAAUGGGAGGAAGUGCAGGCAACUGUGUUGUCCAAACACAAGGAGGGAAGGAUAGUUCUUUGUGGUGAUGGUCGCAAUGAUUCACCAGGAUUUUGUGCGCGGUACCUGACAUACAUUCUCAUGGCACAUGACACGAAAGACGUAGUUGACGUGCAGGUGGUUGAAAAGAGAGAAACCGGGGGGAAGAGCCCACUUAUGGAGUUGGAGGGACUGAAGCGGGGUCUUCACAAACUUGAACAAGAAGGGGUGCAGAUUGAUGAACUGGUGACCGAUGCUCAUCCUUCAAUUACCCGCUAUAUGAGAGAGAAAAGGCCCACCAUUCGUCAUUCCUGGGAUGUAUGGCAUGCUGGGAAAAAUCUUGGGAAGAAGCUAACCAAGGCAGCAGGCAAGGUAUCAACAUGUGCACUAUUGUAUUGGGUGAGGCAUGUCGUGUUUCACUUUUGGUGGUGCGCAGAGACAUGUGGCAGGAGCAGUCGAGCAUUUCUUGCCAAAUGGAGAGGACUGACCCAUCAUGUAACUGACAAGCAUGAGUGGGUGUCUGGCUUGGAUGAAGGCACAGUGACCUGCAGUCAUGAGGAGUUACCUGAGAGGGAGGAAUGGUUGCAAGCAGGAUCUCCUCCACAUCGUGCAUUGGUAGAGUUAUGCUAUGAGAAGCGGUUUUUGUCAAACAUUGAGCGAUAUGUGACAUUUAGGCACACUUCCACCAUUGAAAGCCUGAACAAUCACAUUCUUAUGUAUGCUUCAAAGCGAUAUUCAUUUGGGUAUCGUGCAUUUCGGGCACGAAACUUUAUGGCAGUCAUUGAUUACCAAGCCCACAAGGAUAGACCUUACAAGAAGGAUGCAAAUGGCGAAAAAAAGCACCAAAUCAGAUGGUCCAAACAUGCAAGGCAGUAUGUAGCCGUUGGUGUAAAAGAGGCAAAAACCUACCCCUACCUGAGAGAAAUGAUGGAGGAAAUCUUCAUCAUGCGCGCAAAUGAUCCUCUGCCACUCUCCUCUCCUAUCGAGAUGCUGGAAACUGAUCCACGCCGUAUAAGGCCACGACUUGAAACAGCAAUGCCUCUACCCAAUGUUCAAGAAAUUUUGGAGAGAAGGAGGAGUAGAUUUGCCGUAUGAACUUUUCAGGAACGUGACCAUCUCGGACCCAUUGUUGGAAUCAUUCCAAAAUAAGUUGCAAAAUGGAAACGAAGCUAAAUGUUGGUUUUCUUUCAUCCAAUCUGAGACGCUUGCAAUUUUCUUUCCUGAUUGUAAACCAGUUCAUAUAAUCCAGAAAUGAACUUAUUUGGAUUUUCUAAACCCAAAAUACUGGACCAGUCACCAUAAGGAACACAAUGAUACAUGCAGUUGUGCACAAAUGUAUAAAAUUGUCUUGGUAAAAAAAAAUCACUAUAUAAGGAUUUCAACUUGUUGGAAUAGUUGACUGUAUUGCAUAGCUGAUAUUAAUUUUCUUUUUCCUUUUUGAGUAAGUUGUAAAACAUAAUUUAAAUGAAACCAUAUGGACAACAGCUGAAAUCAGUUUUUUAUUCAUGACUCCAUCUACUUGAAGCGGUUGGCAGAGGCACUAAUCUUUGAGGGCGUUUGUCCUUUGUAGUUCCAUUUUCAUGAUAACAUCUGACGGGUCAGUGUCUGACUUAGUCAAAGUUUACAUGUAGGAGUGACAAUUUGAGUAGUGUUUCGGAUCAUGUGAUGUAAUUUACAGAGGUCAUUGCAUACAUUUGAAUAUCUCACUGUCAUGAUAUUGAUUGAAGGACUUUUGGGAUCCAAUUCAAAUUUACAUUGUGUACAUAUUGCAAUGAUAAUGAUGUGAUUAGCUUUUAAUGACACAGAGGUCAUAAUGUAGUGCUCAAAGAAUAUAUCUUUUUGCAAUAGCUAAAGAACAUUUUUAGUAUGUGUGCACAUAGGAGGACAAAGAUCUGAAAGACUUUUCUGUCAUAAGGUCAAAGGUCACAGGGUCUUCUAUCUUUCUCGUAAUGAAUGAUGUUCUGAGUGAUCAACAGCAAACAUGGUUCAAGUAUUCUUGCACUUUUCAAGGUAUUGUUGAUUUUAUCUUCCUAUCUUAUCCAUAAUAGGGAGAAAAUUAUCACCAAAAUUGUUUUUGUGAAGAUGGCCAUUUGUAAGUUCCAUACCAAUAGGUCGUUGCAAGAAACAUUGCAAGCCACGUUCUAGCAGCACAAAUUAAAUUGGUGAUCGAUUUGAAACUCUGCUUUUGUGCCAUGAAAUCUUUUGUGCAAUGAAGACGAUACCCCCCCCCCCCCCUUUUUUUUUUUUUUCGUUUCAUUUUCCUUGGUAUUAGGACAAUUCUAUUAUCACAAACUUUGGUUGAAUGAAAUCAACCACUUGUAAUUUCCACUUUAAAUUUUGUCAUUUAAUGUAGAUAAUACUCCUAUCUCCCCCCAUUUCACGGUAUUGUUGGUUAUCCUACUUUUGAAAGAACAACAAUACCAUUAUUACAUAUAGAGUACCAAAGACUCAUGUCGUCAAUUUUCCUGUUUUGCAUGUCAGCAUUUUUUACACAUUUUGGUAUAGCAUGAUUAAAAAACCCCUAUAAGCCAAAGUUGGUGGGAUUGGUUCAUGGGGCCUUAAGAUAUGAGGUCUUAUCUUCGAGCCCAUGGACUGAUUCCCACCAAAUCGGCUAAUAGGCAUUUUUCACAUGCUCUACCAAAAUAUGGUAUCGAAUUCGAUGAAAGCCAAGUUUUUUGUGACAUCACUUGGGUACUCUAUUUCAUUGAAGAAAAUAAUUUGUAUUGUCCACACAAGUUGCUCAAAAUCAACUUUAGAACUGCUGUAAAUUGCAACACACCAUCCUUGCAACGGCCCAUUAACUUUUUUCACUCAAUGAAGAUGUAAAUAUCCCCCACUGCCUUCUCUACAUUUUCUUUUAAACUCUUUCCUUUUCUUGUAACCAUGAUAUGCAAAUUACCAGAGACUACACCACUCACACGUUUUAUCGGGGAAGAUCAACAAAUAUCUUUGGUUUGGUUUAAUGAAGAAUAACAUAUCAAAUAUAGGAAACAUGCAAAAGUAAAUAUUACAAUUUUUAUUUUCAAAAGUCCAAGGAAUUUGUAGACCAGUGGGGUGUUUCACAAAGAUCUUUUAAAAGUAAGAUUUUUAGAGUUGCACUUAAAUUUCCAAAUGCAUGCAUUAUAAAAAGUAUCACAUGGUCAAGUCAUGUUAUGAAAGAUGACAUGCUCUACUGCAUAUCAAUUAAUCAAUUAGAUUGCGUGUCACACUCGACUCCUUGUGAAAAUAAACUCCAAAACAUCUAUUGGAAAAUUGAUUUGAUCUUGUCGCACUUAUUCCAGUCGUUCAAAGUACAGUAUAUGUUCUUAUUUUGCCGCACUUAUUCCAGUCGUUCAAAGUACAGUAUAUUUUCUUAUUUUGUGACAAGCUGGAUAUCAAAUCCUGUUUAUUUCUGUUAUUCUCAGUUUUAUGUUGUCCCUUUUGUCACCAGCAAUAUUUUGAGAAGGAAAUAAUUCUACGACCAAAAAAUAAUGUUCCUCUUUAGAAUAGCUGUACAGUAUUUGUCCUAUGAUUAUUUUUACAUGACAUUGCAAACUCAUAAAUAUAAGCAGAAGCCAGUAUUACAACUGAACCCAAACCGUUCAACCAUUAGAAGAACAUAAGUUUGUUCAUGCUUUUAUAUGAGGCACCUGUGGUGUAACUUGCCUACAUCGCCAAAAGAAAGUUGUUGUUUUUUUCUUUCAAAGGACAUGAUUUUAUGAUCAUGGCAUUCUUUAUACAUAUAAUCGAGGUACAAAUAAAUGUUUAGAAAUAAAACUACAUGAAAAAAUAAUGGUCCUCAGUUGCAUAUUGUAUAAUCAUUCGUAUAAAUCCUUUCACUGAUACAUUUUACAGUUUGUCUCUAUUUUCUCUCAAUCAGAAACGGUUACCUUUUAUCAUUACAACUUUCAUGCUUAUACAAUGUACGAGUAUGUUUUCAACUAAGGUUGCAUGUCAAAAUAAGGUCCAUCAAUGAAUGUAACUUUAAUUGCAUUGAUCUACAGUUACAAUGUGCAUAUACAUGAACAAAAUAUAUCUAUAUCUUGUCAGUUGCUAUAAUGUAAUGACAUGGCAAUGUAAUUAAGUAAGCUACUUCAAUAUGGUGUAUCUGAUCAAUAUGUCGUAAGAAUCAAACAUAUACCAUGGAAAAUGACAUAGAACAUGUGCACCUUAUAAUGUCUAAAACAACUCAUUUUUAUCUUGUGAAAAUAACCGGUCAGCCUGGAAACUGGGCACCAUGGGAGAUAACUGUAUCUUUGUUACCACACAGUUGAAGUAGUUUCAAAGAGAAAAGUGGUGUGUGUUGUCAGUGGUUCAUUUAUAUAUCACCCCUGAUGCGUAUGUAACUUGUCAAACAGAAUAAAUCGUAGUGAUGUAAUUUCUUCUUACAUCCCAUCUUGAUGAAAUUGAA
Messenger RNA from Lytechinus pictus (painted urchin), 5624 nucleotides. RefSeq lists its product as uncharacterized. The transcript is spliced from 15 exons. The record is from RefSeq and is a predicted model, not a curated record. Lineage: Eukaryota; Metazoa; Echinodermata; Echinoidea; Temnopleuroida; Toxopneustidae. The coding region runs from base 143 to 2329 and encodes 728 amino acids.